This is a messenger RNA of Tachysurus fulvidraco (yellow catfish), 3015 nucleotides long. RefSeq names its product F-box and leucine-rich repeat protein 7 (gene fbxl7). Lineage: Eukaryota; Metazoa; Chordata; Actinopteri; Siluriformes; Bagridae. Bases 502 to 1938 code for a protein of 478 amino acids. The transcript is spliced from 4 exons. Gene Ontology annotation, molecular function: protein binding. Gene Ontology annotation, cellular component: SCF ubiquitin ligase complex. Gene Ontology annotation, biological process: SCF-dependent proteasomal ubiquitin-dependent protein catabolic process. The record is from RefSeq and is a predicted model, not a curated record.
AGUACGUUAUUAAAGCUAAAAUAACAAAUAUGGCGGAUAAGAGCGGUACAUAUUCAAUUGAGGGCGAAUGCGCGUUCCCUUUCGUGCACGCGCCUCAGUUUAGACAGGAGCGAGUGCGCGCUCCCGGAUCAACAAGUAUCUUCCAUCUACAGUUCUUCUUUCUUUCUUUCUCUCUCGUGUUUUUUUUUUUGCACGCGCGUAUUCGAUCGUUACGAUGUUACGGAAUUCAUUCCAAUAUGAAUAGCAAGCGAGGUUAGGUGUUAAACUGGAUAGUUUUAGGUAUAAAAGCGCAACAAAGCAAAAGAAACGCCGAGUUUGGAGGACCGUUAUGUCCCGUUAGGAGAUUUAUUAACGCGCCAGCCGAAGAAAACUCUGGAGUUUGGAGUUUAUUUCUUCUUCACGGAAUUUCCUUUUAUCUCUAUUCUUCUUUUUCAUUUUUUUUUCUUUUUGGUCCAUCUUGUGGUGUGCAUGGGCUGUCGGUAAGCUCGUGCGCUCCGCGGGAUGGGAGCGAGCCAGGGAAAGCAGAGCGGGAGUGAAGGGAAGGGCAGUUCCAGCAUUUCCUCCGACCUGAGUUCAAGUACGGAUCAGACGUCGACCAAAGCUCAGAAGAAUGUGGCUACCAGUGAAGACUCGGACGUGAGUAUGCGCACUCUGAGCACGCCCAGUCCUGCUCUCAUCCUUCCUCGCUCUUCACCUGCCUUCUUCAAUGGCUCCUCUUUGUCUUUUGCUCCUGAGACUGUUGGUCUCACUUACCCUCAGCGUGGCAUGUGCCAAUCCAAAGACCACCAUCAGGGGGCGCCUAUCGACAUGCUGCCUGACCAUGCCUUUCUGCAGAUCUUUGCCCAUCUGCCCACCAACCAGCUCUGCCGUUGUGCCCGUGUAUGCAGACGAUGGUAUAACCUGGCAUGGGACCCCCGGCUCUGGAGGACAGUGCGUCUGACUGGCGAUGUGGCACACGUGGACCGGGCGUUGCGAGUUCUUACGCGUCGUCUAUGUCAGGAUACACCAAACGUAUGUUUAACUGUGGAGAUGGUGGUGUUGAAUGGCUGUCGCAGACUUACAGACCGUGGCCUUUACACGGUAGCACAGUGCUGCCCCGAGCUGCGGCGCCUCGAUCUUGCCGGCUGCUACAACGUGUCCAAUGAAGCUGUGUUCGAGGUGGUCUCACGAUGCCCAAAUCUGGAGCACCUGGAUGUCUCAGGAUGCUCGAAGGUGACGUGCAUCAGUCUGACACGUGAAGCGUCCAUCAAACUCUCUCCUCUUCAUGGCCAACAGAUCUCUGUCCGCUACCUGGACAUGAGCGAUUGCUUUGCUCUGGAGGACGAGGGUCUGCACAUCAUCGCGGCUCACUGCACACAGCUCUCGCACCUGUAUCUGCGCCGCUGCGUGCGCCUGACCGACGAGGGUCUGCGUUUCCUCGUCAUCUACUGCCCGGCAGUGCGUGAGCUGAGCGUUAGUGACUGCCGCUUCAUCAGCGACUUCGGGCUGCGCGAAAUCGCCAAGCUGGAGGGUCACCUGCGCUACCUGAGCAUAGCGCACUGCGUCCGCAUCACUGACGUCGGAAUACGCUAUAUCGCAAAGUACUGCUCCAGGCUACGUUACCUGAACGCCCGAGGCUGCGAAGGCCUCACGGACCAUGGCAUCGAGCAUCUGGCCAAAAGCUGUCCCAAGCUUAAGAGCCUGGACAUCGGGAAGUGCCCGCUGGUGUCAGACGCCGGGCUGGAGGUACUCGCACUCAACUGCUUCAAUCUGAAGCGCCUGAGCCUGAAGGCAUGCGAGAGCAUCACGGGCCGUGGGCUGCAGGUAGUGGCGGCCAACUGUUUUGACCUGCAGCUUCUCAACGUGCAGGAUUGUGACGUGUCGCUCGACGCGCUGCGUUUUGUCAAGCGACACUGCAAGCGCUGCAUCAUCGAACACACCAACCCCGCCUUCUUCUAAAUGCUACACAAAACAGUUUUUUUUUUUUUUUUUAAAUUAAAUGUCCAUUUGGCUGCAGCUAUGAUGACAAUCUCAUUUACAUCAUGCUAACAAGCACUUUCUAUUCAUUUGUUAGCAAUUCUAGCACUUUGGGGUUCCAGGAAGUAAGGUCUGUAUACACUAAGACGACAUAUUUGCAUCUAAAUGCCAAAGAUCGAUCUGAUCAUCUUGAUUACUGUCACUACAGAUCACUUGAUUUAAUAUUAAUUGAAUUAGCUUGAUGUAUGCAGACCAUAAGAGAUUAUAUACGCAAAGGUUCCUCCUUACUUCAAAUGUAGUCCAUCAUCGAUGAUAUGUUUGGCUUCUGGUAUUUAGUUACCCACUAGAACUAUUCAGCUAACUAUGCUCAGUCAUGUGACCGAGUUCCUGCUAUGGUUUAGGACACAGUGGGACUUCUUUGUGGUGACGAAUUGUGGAAACCCAGGUGGCCAUUUUGUAAAGCUCAGCCUCCUGAAGUUUGGAGAUAGCAUUACCACAGAAAAAGGCCAAUUCUUUGACAUACACCAAACACACUUUAUAUUUCCACAUUGACUACAUUUACAGAAGCGUAAACCUAAAAUUGGGUACAGUUUGAUUUUUUCUUUUUACACUUUCAACACAUUUUAGAAUAUGGCUGUUUUUUUUUUUAAAGGACUCUUUUUUUUAUGUGUUUAACCCAUAUUUAUGCUCAGUUUGUAUUUUCUCAUACCUUCAUCCCCUACAUUUUAUGUUAAUUAUAUUACAGCGAUCAUGUACAGAAGAUCAUGUUUGUUUGUUUGUUUUUAUUUUGGAAAAGGGAAUGUUUUUUUAAGAAAAUAAAGACAUACAGAUUUCUUUAGCGAAAACAGAAGCAUAAUUUCUGUCAUUCAUGGAGCAAACACACCGUUCACACACAUUAGGGCUGAAAAAACAAAAGAUUCGAUCAGUUGCUUCACGACAUCUCAGUACGACUAUGAUGAACUUCGUCACAGUGCCAUUUUCACCACAUAAAAAUGUUCAGGUGCAAACUCAAUAGUGAUAAUAAAGAUAUCAAAGCCAUAUUAAAACUAAAUAAAACAG